UAAUGCACGUGACGGUUUCGAUUAGGAUUAUCAUCGAAGUAAAGUCAGUCAACACCUUGUUGAAGUGCUGUAUUGACGAAUAGUCAAUAUAUAAGCGUUAUCUUGGGAACGCUCCGAAAUCCAGAGUGGAGAAUCAUCUGCAAACAGCAAACCCGGACUUCGGUCGACGAGGAAAUCGGCCGAGUAUCAAACCUGUCAUCGGGACGCGAAGUUGGGGUGCGACAUACCGGCGCCCCACCCUUCGGCAGUCAAGUGUUGUCGUAAACUUGGUUUUGUUUCUAGUAUUGCAAAUCGAGACCAUCGACUAUGGACGAUCUUCGACGGGGAUCUCUUGACUCGUAAAGUGAUAAUUUUCCAACUUGAAUUCAUCCAUCGUAUUGAUUGAAUGUCAUAAAAAUCAAUUCGUCACCGUCAUUUUAACAUCCUUCAGUGAGCCACAUAACCUAUGACGUGCCCUUUUACAGUCGUGGUUGUGUAGAUAUUUCAAUUCAAGAAUGUGCAGUGAUUGCGAUUUGGGGUUUUGUUCAACUACGUAAUCACUUACGUGUAUCUCGUUCCAAGUAUUACAUAAAAAGUCCAGCAUGUAUGCCCUACAAAUGCAAACUGCCUGUCAGGGCGAAGGCAGUGGUGAACCGGAAGAUCCAAGUAGUAUACAACAGGAGCCAACCCAACCUGCUACUCAGGAUUGUAGUGCGUACGACAUUGUCAGAGCUGCACAGUAUGGCGCCUUGGAGCGAGUUACUGAAUUAGUUGAAGCUGGGGCAAAUGUGAAUCAACCGGAUUCUGAGACUGUUACUCUCUUGCAUUGGGCGUCGAUCAACAAUCGAAAGGAAAUCGUCAAAUAUCUUAUUGGUAAUGGUGCUAUCGUCGAUGCAGUUGGUGGAGAAUUAGCCUCGACUCCGCUUCACUGGGCUACGAGGCAAGGGCACCUACCAACGGUCGUAUUAUUGCUAAGAGCAGGUGCUGAUCCUUCUUUGAGAGACUCGGAAGGGUUUUCAUGCAUUCACUUGGCAGCUCAGUUCGGUCAUACCGCCAUCGUUGCAUAUCUAGUCGCAAAAGGAGUUAAUCCAAAUAUGCCUGACAGGAGUGCCAUGACUCCAUUAAUGUGGAGUGCAUAUAAAGUGAAUAGUCUAGAUCCAACCCGAUUGUUAUUAACCUUGGGUGCAUCAAAUUCACUCACAGACAACCUCCAUGGUAAUACUGCCUUGCAUUGGGCCAUUAUAGCAAAGAACAACACUGCCAUAUCAACGUUAGUUCACAGUGGGGCAUCAUUAGAUGUUCCCAACUUUCAAAACGAAACACCGCAAAGCUUGUUGAGUCCACAUAUAGGAGCAGUGUGGCUGGGUCAUAAGAUAAGUCAAGAAAUUAAAGAGAAACAAGGACGUACAAGAGCAUGGUGCAGAGACAAGAGAGUGAGAUGGUAUUGUAUGGUCAGCACUCCUUUCUUCGUGUUUUACAUCAUCGGGUUAGUCCUACAAAGUGGAUUCGAUUAUUUAGCAAAAUUAGGUGCCUUCCUCACCAUCUACAUAGCCGUCUACUUAGCGAAUCACUUUCUGUUUGAUGAGCGUCUCUUUCACAUUCUGCCCAUGUCGAUAUAUUUGUCCACAAAGAUGUGGAUAUAUAUAACAUGGAUAUUUUGGCUGGGAGUACAUGCAGCUUGGUAUCAGUGGUUCAUGUUAGUUGUUGGAUCCGUUCCUUUGUGGACAUGCUUUUUAAAAUCAUGGAGGGGAGAUCCAGGAGUGAUUACAGCCACGCAUGAAGACAAAUUAAAUACAAUCAUUGAGUUGGCAGAAUCUGGUGGCUUUGAACCACAAUGGUUUUGCAGUAGCUGCUUAGUUAGAAGACCGAUACGCUCAAAGCAUUGUUCUUCGUGUGAUCGAUGCGUUGCUCGAUUCGACCACCACUGUCCUUGGGUGAAUAACUGCAUUGGAGCAAACAAUCACAAAUAUUUCCUUGGAUUCUUGGCAUCUUUACUAGCCUUGUGUAUUGUAGUUUUGUCAGCCAGCGUACAAUACUGGCAGUUUGAGUGUUGGAGCAAUCUCACAAAUGGCCAUAGUCCAGACAAUUACUUGGUAUCAGCAGCUACCUGCGACGCGUGGGUAGCUUGGGUGUCUGCAAAUACAGCACUUCAUUCUUUUUGGGUGGGAACGUUGUUAACUUGUCAGUGCUAUCAGAUCAUGGUCCUGGGUAUGACAACCAAUGAACGUAUGAAUUCAGGUCGUUACAAACACUUCAAGCAAGGUAAUCCCUUUCACAGAGGGGCAAUACAGAACGCUGCUGAUUUUUGUGGGUUAAGCUUUUGCGGUGUUAAGGCAAAGCCGAGCUCAGACUGGUUGCAUAGCUUUGAUCUCAAGCAGAGUAUAGAAAAAUUACCUUUGCUUACGGAAAAAGACAAUUAUCAAUAUGUAUAAGGAUAUUUGAUAGCUAAUACGGUAUAUCUCGUCUGAAGAUUAUUGGCAUUGUUAUUACGUUAUCACUAUUGCAGUUAUCAGAUUCUGAUACGCCAUAUCACUUGUUUAUAUGGCUAUUCUGUAGUACCAAAGAGAGUUACUAUAUUGAAAUAAUAAUGCGUAAGUGACUUGAUAAGAUUGGAUGGUAAGCAAGGAGCAAACUGUGUAUCUAAACACAUUCCUAGAACUGUAAUUAAAACGAAGGGAGUUUAAAAAUUUCAUUUGAAAUCAAUAAUGUAAACUUGAUCAAUUGAUCUUUAUACUCGUCGUGUAACAAAUUCUUUCAGCUAAUCGCCUUUGCAGUUAACGUUUACUUGCUAGUGUCGUGUUUGAAUUUUUAUUCUAAGUAAGUCAAGGUAGAAGUUGAAAAUGAUGAAAGGAGUUUCAGGUUUGCACUAGAGACACCUACAUUUCUCCUUGUAUCUAUAUGAUUAGUAAUUGUAUUGAAAUCCUUGUACAAAUUUUAUCACAAGCACUGUUGAUGCCAGUUUAAUUUUUAUAUUAUUUAGUAACUUGUGUUAGUGAUCCCGAACCAGUUCUGAAAUUUGCCCACCUGGUUUUACCAUUACUGUGAAGUAAUCGAAAUUCCGAGUCAUGGUCUGAUUUCGGCAGAGAUGCCUUAGUAUUAGUACACAUUUUUAAUGAGAAAAUUCAUGAAGUAUCUUGAUUGGCGAUUCAUUGCUUAUUAUUCUUAAAACACUAUUUGCUCGCGUUGUGCCAUAACUUGUGAAACAUGUUAGGAUUAUACAUACAGGAUGAGGCGAUAUAAAGCAUUGCACUAAAGUUGAAGAUACACGGUUUUACUAACAUUAAAAAUUACCUAUGUAUGUAAAUAACUUCGAUAUUUUUGCAAAUAAUUACAUUAACCAAAUUCUAUCCCAUCAACAUAACUGUGUCACUUUAUAUGGCCCGACCUGUAGAAAUAAUUGUAUCACAUGCCAAAAGCAACUAUACAACAGAACCCUUUAUGCGAUGAAAAACUUCUAGAGAAAAACCUGACGGUUUUUAUACUUUUGAAGGAUACUUUUUAGUAUCUUACAAUUCAUAGAAUUGCUCAAAAAAGUCGGUAAUAGGGCGUAUUGUUUUAUUGAUUGCAUAAGUUGUCUACGAUUACUGCAAUUCUUUUUUAUUUUUAAUAUAUUUUACUGUAAUAAUUUGUAUAUACCUUGCGUCAUUUAAUAUUUUCCUUUUCCACCGAAGCAAGUAAUUUGAUUGACGUGAAUUGUGAUAAAAGUUGUUAGUGAAAUAGCGAUAAUAAUUAAAGUCCAGAAACUGGCAUUAAGUUCUUUAUACCAAAAGAAAAAAUUUGAUUUUGAUACGCCAUGAAUUUGGUAUUCAAAUUUAUUCACUUCAUUGAAAUCUAUCAUAUGAGAUGCAUGAUGUAAUCUCUGAUAUGAACAAAUCAGCGUUAAUAUUAGAUUAAUUAUGGCAUAUUAUAGAUUAGGGCAAACAUUGUGUGGGCAUCAUGUAUGGAGCCAGUUUUAAAAUACGCUUUGCAAGCAAUUUAAGAAAAAAAAAUUGGUAAUAAUUGUAAUAAUUGAAAAUCUUACUGUUUCAGAUAGUUGCUUGUUGUCUUGCUAACACAGAUUUUAACAGAACUUAUGGCUGCACUUCAUUAUCGUUCAAUAAACAAAAAGUAACAGCUAUGUACUUACAAUGUGCAAAUUUCUGCAACAGUGUUGUAACUGGGUUCUAGGAGCUCUUUUAGAGCUUAGUAACAUCAUUGUUGCAAUCUUUUUCACGUUAUUAGUAUUUAUAACUGUUACUUUAUGGUUGAGUGGUUGGUUUAUGUUCCGCACACCUACGGUUUUAUAUUUUCGACCGUUACAUCCAUGUUGUGAAGUAAUGGUAAGCUCCAUUUCUGUUAAUCUAUCAUUUCUCCAAUAUUAUUGGAUCGCUAUACUGUGAAAUAAUAUUUCCAAUCAUGUUGUAGCUGUAAAUUACUUUAUACACCUCUGGCUCACGUUAUUUAUUCGGUAAGAAGUACAUUGGUCCUGUGUGUACUUUAUAUUUUUGCAAUGUCUCUCUAAAUACAUAGUGUGUAAAUUGUUUAUGACACAACGAUUAGUACGUCCUUGUCACAAUUGAUAUCAUAAGUAUCAACACAUACAUGUGUCUUGAUGGCUGAAGAGCGUAGUUAUCAUCGCACAACACAUAUUUAUUCAUUAAAAGCAUGCGAAACUGUGUACGAUAACAUUUCUUGUGGAUGUAAAAAUAAAAAAUAAUUGAUCCAAAAAAUGAGAACUUUAAAUGUAAAGCUCAUUAAAAAUAGAGACCUGUUGACAAUUAAGUCAUUUGUCUCAAGCGUCAAGAUCUGACCAAAUUUUAGUGUAUC
Diprion similis is the source of this 4785-nucleotide messenger RNA. RefSeq names its product palmitoyltransferase Hip14 (gene Hip14). Gene Ontology annotation, cellular component: Golgi membrane. The transcript has 9 exons. Gene Ontology annotation, biological process: protein palmitoylation. Gene Ontology annotation, molecular function: protein binding; palmitoyltransferase activity. Bases 582 to 2411 code for a protein of 609 amino acids. NCBI's taxonomy places the organism in Eukaryota, Metazoa, Arthropoda, Insecta, Hymenoptera, Diprionidae. The record is from RefSeq and is a predicted model, not a curated record.